ACAUAUUAAUUCUAUUUUCAGGAUGUCUCCAGGGAUAAAUGAAAGUUAAUCCAGAUUUAUCUUCUGAGAUGAAUACCAAAUGUCACAGAUUCAGAAACUUCCAGGAAAACAGAAUCCAAAAGAAAAUAAACGGAGAAAAAAAAAAUUUCAUAUUGAUUUAGAAAAACAAAAAAUAAAAGGAUAAAAAACAUUAUUGCAAAACAUGAUGGUAUGAUAAAGGACAUUAAGGAUGUACUUGUGAAAUCAAAAUAAAAGGACAAGAUUAUGAGACAUGAUGAACAAUGAAAAAUGGCUUGGUAUUUGAUAUCCAAUAUUGAUAGUGCUUGGAGAACUUAUUGGGGAAAAAAAUUUGAUAAUAGAUAUUAAAGCAUCAGGAUGAAAUUCAAACAUAAGCUGGAGCGGACACUUUCCCUCCGCUUUUCUGCAGACAAGCAGAAAAAAUCAUGUAACCCAGGAAACAAUUUGAAUCACACGCUAUCUGGAAAUUUGAUGAAUUCCAAGGAUAAAGUAGAUUCUGAAUUGAGCACGGAAAAUUUGAGUUAUUGCAAUAAAGCCAAGACAAAUAGUUUAUUAUUUCAUGAAGGAAAUAAAAUCCAUGACAUAAACUGCCAUUUAAAGACAGACACAAAAAACUGUCACAGCCUUGAUUCUGGAUUUUCUGAUAAAGAUGGGAAAAACAAUCUGUUGCUUGGCAGAUCAGAAUCAGACUCUCUUUAUAUGGACAGUUUACAUUGGAAUCAUACUAAGACAGAAAAAAGAUGGAAAAAACAAAAUAUUUUUACAAGGAAUUUUUCCAAGACAAGGAGAAAAGCAGGAUUAGUGAAAAGGAUUUCUAAUUCAAAAACUGUUUCCAAAAAGUCCAAUAUUACUUUGUCUGCAAAUUUAAAAUCGCAUAUUAUGGCAAGUAUUGCAGAAAACACUUGUGUCGACAUUUCAAAACUUAGUCAAGAAAAAGCUAUAAAAUUGAAAGAAAAUAUUAAGCGCUGUGCAGGAGAAUGGGAAAAUAUUAAGCGCUGUGCAGGAGAAUGGGAGCAGAACACAGACGGUUCAAAGAAUGUUAAUGGAACAUUGGAAUUAAAAUUGAGAUUAGAGAACAAAAAUAGCAAGGAGCUUAAGCUACAAGUGCCAAAUACUGAAACAAAAGAAUCUGAACAUGAAAAUCUCUCGUUAAGAUUAAGUAAAGACUUGUCUCCUACUUGUGCUGAUAUGUACGGCACGGAUGAAGUAGAUAAUGUUUCAUUUAAUAAAAUAUUAAUUGAGGGCAACACCAUUAAUGCCAUAAGCUCAAAGUCAAGUACAAGUGGCAUUGCAAAGUAUAUCGAUAAACAGAGUUCUUCAGAAAUAAACAAAAAAAUUGAAAGUAGAGUGUCUUCCUGGUAUAAUGAUUAUCAAGGUGCCAUGAUUGUUGAUAAUAAAAUUCCUGAUUUAGAAUAUGACCAGGAUAAUUCAAAUGUAGAUACAAGUAAAGUUCUUGAAAACAGUGCAAAGGUUUAUAAACAUGACAAAGUAGUGUCUAACAAAUAUAAAGACUUAUCUAAAGUUUGUAGCUUUAGAAUGGUACCCAAUGAGUCACAUGGCUCCAAGAAUGGGUGUCGGGAUAAUUUUGAAAAUCCCUGGGUUCUACAGGAUGGCUCUCAAAGAAUGUCAGACAUGUCUGAAAGUCUUACAAAUAAUGAAGUUGAAAGAUCACUAGGGUUUGAAGUGAGUGAUACAAAAACAAACAAUUUAAAUGCAUGUGAAAGAAAAUUAGUCAGAACUAACAGUGCAGACUCUGUGGACUCCUUUGGUUCAAGCUAUCAUUCAGUGACUUCUGUAAAAGAUUUAUAUUUCUCUGACUCAGAAGCUGAACAUAACAUUGGAAAUAUAUCUGAUGACUCGAUAGAAUGUGCAGAAGGGUUAGUUAUGUCUAAAAGUGAUGAUAUCCCAAGUAAGGAACUUUCUAACUUAGAUACUGAAGCAGUUACUGAUUCAGAUAAAGCAUCAAACUGUGUAACUAAAAGUCACAAAGGAAAUGAGAGACCUAACAGUAUGGGCCAGUUUUACAAGAACAGUGAACAUAUACAUUCUUAUAGUAAGAAAAGUGACUCAGAUUCUGAUGAAAAGCAAAUGAUUCCAUAUGCUUUAGCAGAGAAAUUUAAUGGCAGUAUUACAACUAGAAAGAAGAAAAAGAAACCACAUAGUAGAUCUUUUGACGAGAAACUAGAUAAAACAGUCCAUCUUAGCCCUGAAAGAUCAUCCAGUGGUAAAAAAACUAAUUUGAUGAAGUCUUUGUCACUUGGCUUAACAACUGAAAAUGAAGGUAAAAAAGUUGAGAAAGCGAAUCAUUAUCGAAGAUCGCUAGAUUCUAGUCUAGUUCAAAGAAAUAUUUUAAAUGAACUUCAAUCAGCUGAGAAAAGAGAAUUUGUAUCCACUGACUCAAAUGAAUUCCUUUCACCAGUACCAGAAUCACAUAGUAAAACUUCACCAAAUGAAAAAACUGAUUUCAAAGAGACUGAUAAGAAUCUUGACCCAACACGAUUUUUCACUCUGCCAAACCCCAAAAAACUGAAGGCACAGCAGCAGAACCUAAAAAAGAAACUUGGCAGACUAGGAAGUGUAUCUAAACUGCUCAGUGACAAAGCUACCUCUUUGUCUACUUUGAAGAUGGGAGCAUCCUUUAAGCUCAGAAAGGAAUUAGAAAAGUCUAAAGAAUUGGUUUCCUCCUCAGCAUCAUCCUUUUCUGAUUUAAUGUCAAAGAAAGCUUCCAGUUUUUCUACAUUAAUCAGAAGGAGAACAAACUCAAACACUGCGGUUGAAAGUCCGUUUAAACAAUAUACAAAGAAAGUGAAAAAAGUUAAAGACGAAAAUGCAUCAGAGCUUGUUUAUGAAAAAGUAAGGGUGAGAGUACCUACUAAACGUCCAGUUACUGCCCUUGAACAAACAGCAAGGACAAAAAGAUUGAGAGUUAAUCUAAGACUUGCCAAGGCUGCUUGUAAAAGUGAGUCAGAGAAGUAUGACAUGGAUUCAAAGUCAAGAUCAAGUAGUUUCGUAGGACGACCCUGGAAUUCAACAUCAAUCAGCCCUCUUAAAAGUCCAACCUUGUUGGAUGAAAUAAUGAAAUCUGUUGAUACUGCAGGGGUAAGAAAACAAUGUAGUGUCAGCAAUGAUGAUCUGGAUGUGUCAGAUUAUGGGGAAAGUUCCAGUGGAAGUUCCAUAUUUUUGUUUCAGAAACAAUACAGUUUGGAUUCUGAUACCAAUUUGGCUAAAGACUUAACAUUACUGGCAGUAUGUAGAAUUUGUGGGAGAGUACAAAGUUGGUCAGAUAAAAACUCAUCAGAAUCAUUGAUAAAGAGAAAUUCUGGUUCAUUUCGAUUUUCACUUAGCUUGUGUGAUUUGAGUUCUACUUGCCAAUGUUUGACAAGAGGUAAAAGUUACAAAGAUAGGUAUGGUGUGAUUUUGCCUGCUACAGAUGAAAAAUGCACAUUUAAUCAGAAUGCCAAACGAAAGUCAUGGGUUAUUAUGUCAGAUUGUAAAAGUAGUGUUACUGAUGAGAUAAAAGGUGGGAACAUUUUGUCUCAUGGAAAAAUGUUUUCACCAAGCUGUCAGAGGCCUUCUUCCAUGCAUGAUCUGAGACACAAUCUUGAAGACACUAAAGAGGAGAAAGUAGAAUUUGAAGUGGGGGAUGCAAUAAGUUGUGAAAGUAUGGAUGCUUCAAAUGCUUUGCCAGGAACCUUGCUUAGACAUAAACCUUUACUUGAUUUAAGUGGUGAAAACUUGGAUGAAACUAUAGAUUCACAGGACGAUGUUGUAAAUGAGACAGAUGAACAGUAUGCAAAGAAAAGCCAGUCUUGUGGUGACUUACUAGAAUCAGGAAUAUAUUCAAGUCAGUUAACAAAAAGCGAUCUGGUUAAGAUUGAAAUUAAGAAUGAAAAAGAUGAAGAUGCAGAAAGUUUUCAUUCUUGUUCAGAAACUGCUGAGACAGAUUUUGUAUUUGAGAAUGAUAACACUGAUAAACUGAAAUCUCACUCUUGUGGUAACCUGCUUGAUGCCAAUGAAGUUAAUCUUGGUGACAACUUAAAACUAGAGGAACAGAGAAAGAAGGAAUUGAGGAAAGUUAAGGUCAAGUCAAUGUCAAGUUCCCAUGAUGCAUUGAGUGACCUUGUUGCCAUGGAAACUAUUAAUAUUGAUGACGUGGAUGGUAUCUUGGGUAAAGGAUUUGAGUGUAAUAAAACAUCUGAGAAUCAGGAAAAUGGACAAUCAGUUGUUAAUAAUAUAAUUGGAUUGACCCAAAAUGAUUUAGAUACUGAAAACAAAAUAAAAACAGAUGACCAGUGGACCAUUUCUAACAGUGAGUAUGAAAUUGAAACUAAUACUCUCAUGCCAAGAGAUGAUGGAGAAGACAAAGAAAAUAAUAAAUGUGAAAGAUGUAAUGGCUUGCGAUAUGAGUUAGCUGACUCAAAGUCUGCUCUUAAAUCCAGAUUAAAUUCAUCUGUUGAUGAAAGUGAUAUGAAAGUUAUUUCAAAACCUCCGAUACCUCGUAAAAGACGUCAAGCGAAAGUUCUUUCUCUUUGUGACAUUUCAAACCAAGACAAUGACAACUACAAAGAGUUUAGAAGGCAAAAAGUACUCUCCAUGGUCGAAUUGCAUGAAGAACGGAAGAGUACUUGUUCAUGUAACUUAAACUUUAAAAAUGACAAUGAAACAAUGAAAAAUUUGUCUAAAACUGAGAAAGAAAAACUAAGAUCAGGCAAUAAUGCAACACCAAAAAUAAGUGCAAGAAGAACAUCUGUACGAAAGUUUUUAUUUGAUGACCAUCAAAUUCAGAGCUAUAUUAAAACUGUUUCUAAAUUUGACAGACAAAAAUCUAUAUCAAGUGAUAAUCUUUUAAGUGGAUCUGUAGAAAGUCCACAGCAAACUGGUCCUGAAAAAUUACAUUCCGCGUGUUCUUUAAAUCGCUUAUCACGAGAUUCAUGUUCGGAUGAAGUAUUUAAUAGACUUACCUUCCCUUUAGUUCCAGAGUUAUCCCCAUAUGUAGAAUUUUUUGAGUCAACCCCUGUAAAGGGUUUUUCAAGACUUUCAGGUCCAAGGAUUUCUUCCCCUGGAUUGUUACCAGAAUUGCCAGAUCUGCCUUCCCUGACUGAAGAAUGUGUAAAUAGAUAUGAUGUUUGUCUAGGGUAUUUGUUACAUUCAGUACAAUGUGAUAAUAAGAUGAUUUGUGUGUAUUCAUUACAGAGGAACAAGCAGUUGAUGGAAUCAGUCAUUACUCCAUUGAACGCUUCUCCACAUACUCCAAGUAGAAAGUCACAUGAACAUGGAAGUGCUAAUAAAAACAAAGCUCAUUAUAAAACCAAGCUUGAUGAAUUCCCAAACCCUGCUGCUCCAAUCACUAAUGUGCCUUCAGACAGGUUAGCUCGUGCAGGUAUUGUUCUUCGGACAGUCUUACUGGCUCGAGCUCCUCACAUGAUCAGAGAUCGCAAAUUUCAUUUACGUACAUAUCGACGAUGUAUGGUUGGUACAGAAAUGGUGGACUGGUUGUUACAGCAGAGUACAUUAGUACAUUCUCGGACUCAGGCUGUGGGCAUGUGGCAGGCACUGGUAGAAGAGGGAGUAGUUGUUCAUGUAUGUCACGAGCACCAGUUUAAGGACAAGUACCUGUUUUACCGUUUCCACGAGGAUGAUGAAGGUGUGAGUACGGUUCCGAGCAGCGCCACAAAACGAGAAUGUGAAGAGGAUUUACCAGACGUGUUUCUAAUGUUGGCGCAUAUUGGACCGGACGCAAUGAUGAGAAUGAUUCUAAGGAAACCACCUCAUGAAAGGACAUCAGAAGAUUUAGAGAUAAUUUACGAGGAAUUAUUGCAUAUCAAGGCACUGUCACACCUUUCUACAAUGGUGAAGAGAGAACUUGCAAGUGUACUACUGUUUGAGUCCCACGCUAAAUCAGGCACUGUCUUGUUCAAUCAAGGUGAUGAGGGAAAAUCUUGGUAUAUUAUACUGAAGGGAUCUGUGAAUGUGGUUAUAUACGGAAAGGGAGUUGUAUGUACCCUGCAUGAAGGAGAUGACUUUGGUAAACUAGCUCUAGUUAACGAUGCACCAAGGGCAGCAACUAUUGUAUUAAGGGACGAUAACUGUCAUUUCCUUAGAGUUGACAAGGACGAUUUCAAUAGAAUUCUUAGAGAUGUAGAGGCCAACACUGUAAGGUUAAAGGAACACGGCCAGGACGUGUUGGUACUGGAGAAGAUUCCGUCAAAUACACACACUGCCGACGGCUCGGUACAGGCUCACUAUAAAUAUUCAGUUAUGGCAGGGACACCUGAGAAAAUGUUAGAACAUCUGUUAGACAGUAGAUUAGACAAUAAAAACGAGACAGAAAUUGAUGGAUUUCUAGAGGAUUUCCUGCUAACACAUGUGAUUUUUAUGCCAUGUAAUCAUCUAUGUCCAGUCUUGUUAUCACACUAUCACUCAUCCACAGCAGACACAACAGAACAAGAAGGGUUUGAGUUCAUGUUGAACCAUAAAAAAUGUGUACUACAUUUUGUACAGGAAUGGGCCAAUAUUGUAGGGAUGGCGUUCAAAGAGGACCAUACCAUCCAUGCUUUUCUAGAAGAGCUAACCAGCUGUGUUCAAGAUGAUCUUGAAGACUACCCAACAUUGAAAGAUGACUUAGUUGCCAUGGAAACCAUUCUCAAUACAAAUUUUGGGUCUCCAGGUAAUAAACAGAAGAAAAGAAUGUCAGGAACUUUCACAUUUUCCAGAAAACAUUCCAAAGACUGUUACCAGGAUUUCCCAAGAAAGAGGAAACCUAUCUGUCCUUCCGAUGAGACCAUUUUCAAGGUAUACUGUGCUGACCAUACCUACAGUACUCUAAAGUUACCCAUGGAUACCAAGGUAGAACAACUGUUACUAUCAACUAAGGAAAAGCUUGGUCUUGGUGAUGACCUCAUUUUAUGUGAGGUCAAAUCAACUGGAGAGAGACUGAUAUUUAAGGAGAAUGACUUGUGUGUGACUACAGGUCUCAGUAUCAAUGGCCAACUUUUUGUUACACCAAAGGAACAUCUAGAUGCUCUGACACCACUACCAGAACAAGAAGGACCAUCAGAGGGGUCAUUUGCUGUGAUAGAGGUGUACAGUUCCAGAGAAAUGGCAUAUCAUAUGACACAAUAUGACUGGGAACUCUUCACAUGCCUACAAGAGUAUGAGUUGAUAUAUCAAGUAUUUGGACGCUACAAGUUUGGUAAGGUCACAGCCAACCUUGACUUAUUUUUGAAACGUUUUAACGAGAUACAGUUUUGGGUUGUCACGGAGAUGGUGCUAACCAAUAACCUCAGUAAACGCGUGUCCUUGCUGAGAAAAUUCAUCAAAAUAGCUGCUCACUGUAAAGAGUUUAAGAAUUUGAACAGUUUCUUUGCCAUUGUGAUGGGUCUGAGUAAUAUUGCUGUCAGCAGAUUGUCCCAGACAUGGGAGAAACUGCCAAGCAAGUUCAAAAAGAUGUUUGCAGAUUUUGAGACGUUGAUGGACCCUUCUAGGAAUCAUCGAGUAUAUAGACUAUCUGUAGCCAAAAUGUUACCACCAAUAAUACCAUUUAUGCCCCUUCUUAUGAAAGACAUGACAUUUACUCAUGAAGGUAAUAAGACAUACUUUGAUGGACUAGUUAACUUUGAAAAAAUGCAUAUGAUUGCACAGACAUUGAAGACAGUGAGGUUCUGUAGAAGUGCACGACUAGAGAUUGAGGCACCAGGGACAUUGAAGUCUUCAGACACAUCAGAUUAUAUACGUGGCCUGAAGGUCAUUGACAAUCAAAGACUUCUCACACAACUCUCUCACAAACUGGAACCAAGAAAAACUUAACAUUCACGUUAUUUGUCUUGACCUCUGUGAAACCUGAAAUACUUGAGAAGUUUUUUUAUGGACAUUUUUAUUUUCAUUUUUACAAACAUUUUACUGACAUUUCUCUUCAUUUUUACAAACAUUUUACUGACAUUUCUCCAAACAUUUAAUUGUGAAUAUUGUAAAUUAGUGCAAUAAUUCAGGUGUCUGAUUUUGCUCUGGGAAAUGUUUCAAAUUUUGUUAUUAACAUGCUUAGAAUUGGUUCACCUAAGGAGUAAAUGGUAGUCUUUGGCCAUUUGAUGAAACAUAUGUUACCCCCAGUAGAGUAAGAGCACACUAUCCUGAAUAUGGUCCUUUUACCUUUAAAACAAUGUCAUGACAUCAUAAGGGAUUCUUUUACCCAUAGCUUGCUGGUGGCAACAGCUUUUACAUGUGCGACCAGUGCAGACCAAGACCUGAGCAGGCACAUCUUUGCUGUAUGAUCAUGGUCUGCAUUGUUUUGCUAUUCAGUCAGUCUGUUUUUUAUACUCCCCUAAAACUGAACAAUGGUUUUGUCCAGGGUGAAAGAUGGAUAAGUUCAUUUGAGAUAAUAAUUAUUUUACUGGGAAGAGUUAAAUAUAUUGAAACAGUGUUAAAUAGAGCUCUCUAGCAAAGAAAUGUAUUAUUAUUACAUUACUGACAAUCAAUAAAUAUAUCAAGACUAUUUUUAUAAGGGACCUUAAAUGAAAGAUUUAUUAUGAGAGAUAGUUAUGUUCUUAACCAGAACACAAGUUAUCUAGUUUAUUGUCAAACUGAGUUGUCUGACAGCAUAUAUAACAAUUGAUAUGUACGGUAGAUUUAGAAUUGAUAUAUAUUGGUUUUUGGAAAAAAAUUUAUUUUUUUUGUUCAGUUUAUUUACUGUUGCAAUUUGGGUACCCAUAUACAUUUAUGUGUGACACCUCCUAAAGACUUUUUGUCUGAGAAAGCCUUGGAAACUGCAGUUGCCAAAUUUCAAUGGCAGCACUGGUUGUUUUACAUGCCUGGUACAGAGCAAGAAUAAAUGGGACCUCAACUUUUAUGGUUUCUUUAGAAAGACUGUAAUUAGUGUUUGUUGGAGUAGGGCGUCAAACCUUUGACCCCAGGCUUACCAAACCAGUGCGAUUAUUACUGGACCACAGAUACUCAUUUAACAUUAAUGUGAUCUCACAUUUUAUGCCCUUUAUUAAAAUAUUUUAAAACCAGUCUCUGAUAACAAUUAAAAGAAAAAGAAAGAAAUUGACCAAUGAAAAUACAGCAUUUAUAGACUGGUAUCCUAUCUGAAUAUUUUUUUUGAACCCAAAGGAGCAUGAAAUAAUUGGAUGGCUAUUUGAUUCACAUAUAAAGCUUUCAAGAUAGAUAUACCAUGAAAAUAGGCACACAUUUGUGUGACUAGGUAUGGGAAAUAAAAGAAAACAUGCGGGGACAAGAGAUAUUUUGUAGGAGUGCAAGUAAUCAGAUUUAUCUGCAAGAAAUAAUACCAUUUUUUUGUCCAAUGUUUUCUCAGAUGUAUUUGAAUUUUUGGUUCAACAAAUUUCAAAUAUAAUAUAGAUAAGUUAAUCUGUUCAAGUCAGACCCAUUUAAAUGUUUUGUUUGUUUAAAGAAUGUAAUUGUGCAAUAUUUUCAUGACAUUUAUUUUGUGCUAUGACUGUUAUGUACAGGCUUGUUUCUGUUCAAAUAUUGUAAAGUAUGUUUACUAUUUUAUCUUUUCUUUACAUUGUAUUUAUAUUUAAAAUGGCACAAUAUGAUAUUUGUUCACUUUUGCUAGCUACAAUGUUCUGAUAUAAUAUGUUUUUAUUGUAGUUAAAGGCCUCUGACCCAUGAUAUAUAUUAUAUUGCAGUACAUUUGUAUAAAUAUUCAUUUACAAAAUAAAUGAAUUUUACAUCAAAAAUAAGUUAGUCAUAUACAGUAAUUAUAGAAACAUGAUAUAAUUUUUAAUUAUUUUAAAAUGUCAAAAGUGUAAUUUAUUAUCAGACAUAUCGAUCAGUGUUUUAUUAAAUAUAGUUAUUUUAAGAGUAUUUUAUCUGGAAUUUGUAACUGACCAGUGUGUCUUUUGUACUUUUCAAAGACAAUUUAUCAGUUGUUUAAUAUAUAUCCAACAUAACAUUUGACCAUUAUUACAUGUAUUACAUCAGCAAUUCCAUUCUGAUUAACACUUGCAUGUAGUACAAAAUAUGAGAUUUCCUUUACACAGAAAGAAUUGUAUGGGCCUUCAAUCUUAAACUUGAUUUUAUGUAUGAAACACUUUAAACAAAUAUGUAUGUGUCUGAAAUGUUGAUCAUUUAGUCAAUAAAAUGACUACAUCAAUUUGCAAUGUUUGUAAUAUUCCCCCUCCCUUUCUCUUUGAUCUUUUUUUUCUCAGGUUAUCCAAUGGAUCUUUACAGUAUCAUUAUUAUGUAACACUUUUCUGCACAAAUUCCAUUAAAAAAAAGCAUGUAAAAUUAAACAUGCAUGAAAAACAAAACCUUUGGAAGUGAAUUAGUGUUUUAUACAUAAAAUCAUGUUUAGAGAUUUCUUGACAGGUUGUAUAAAGUAAGGAUUGUUUGGUAUAUAAUCUGUUAUAUUUAUAUUGGGGCCAUAUAAACUGUCAUAAAAUCAUUAUAUGUUGCAAUGGAUAUUUCAUUGUCUCAUUGGUAUAUAUCAUAUAACUGUUGUACAUAUUGACAAUCAAAAAUCAUAUUUAGCCAACAUAUUCUUGGAUCACCUAUAAGUCGGGGUCAAUGAUAGCUUGUUUGUUUGAGUAAACAUUCUCAUAUGUAAACAUUUUGGUAAAUAAUUGUAUGUUUGUUAAAUUAUUUAUCACUUAAUAACAAUAACAAUAAAAAAUUCAAAGGGAAAAUUUGGGAAUAAGAGAAUUAAUUUAGUAAUUUAAUGCAAGUUUGAGAAAUGUUUUAAAGUUGAAAAUGCUGUAUUUAUUUUGCAUGUUAUGCUCUUAUUGCAUUGAAGAUUUUCUUUGAAAAUUGUCAACAUUGAGACUUGUAGAACUGUUUCUUGAAAUCUCUACUAAGAAUUCUAUGUAUAUGUUAGUGUUUAUCCGUGCUGUUCUACAGAAAUUAGAAACUUCCACGGGAGCGAUAGCGACAGGAGAAUGUUUCUAAUUUCUGUAGAACAGCUACGGAUAAAUACUAACAUACUUAGUGUCAAGCUUUAUUUUGCCUCAUUAUUAUUCACUUAAUUACGUCACUACGCGGUUCUAUGAAGUACUAUGAAAAAUAGUAGGCGACUAUGAACGGAAUUCGAUAUAGUAUCGACUUUUGUUCUUCUAUGAAAAUUAACGCACAGAAUUUUUAAGAAAUACAGCGUUUUCAUUGGAUGACAAAUAAAGUUGGACACUAAAAAGAUUAUUUGUAUUUUUGUUUCCGGUAUACAUAAUUAUGUCUAUAAAUUUACCUUUUUAAUGUUUGAUUUUUCAUUUUUGUGUCAAGUUUUUAUAGAAUAUAAAUAUAUUAUAUCAAUUUGCUCAAAUUAGUAGAUUUUGGACACAAAUAAAAUGAGAAAUAAUUUUUUUCAACCAUUUGUAAUGAAAGCUUACGUUCAUACUAUGUCUACAAAUACUUAUUGUUAGAAAUUGUAAAUAGUCACCAAAUAACUAAUGAUUAUUGUUGUGGUUUUAAACCCAAGCAAAAUGAAUAAAUCUAGAGAAAUCAAUCAAUCAAUCAAUCAAUCAAAUCAAACAAAAUGAAUUAAUCUAAAGAAAUCAAUUAAUCAAUCAAAUAUUUAUAUAUAGUGCAAAUACCCAUUGACUUACCAGAAGCUAUGAAAAGCAUUGUUUCUGAAAAUACAUGUAAUUGUAAAUAUACAUAUAUAUGCUAUAGUUAAGUAUUGGUGUAAGACUUUCUGUAUGAACAGAAGAAAUAUUUGUUCUUUUUUAUCAAUAUUGAAGUAUAUCUCAGCAGCCAAAAGGUUAAGAACUCAGCUGAAAUGAUGCACAAAGGGGCACCAUAAGUAUACUAUCUACCAAAUCACCACUUAACCUUGACCUUUACAGUGGCCUUGUGACCUUAAACCCAAGAAAAACAAAAAUGAUAUACUGACAUGACUAAUAUCAAGUAUUUUAACAUCAAAUAAUGUGAACAAGAAAAUAACUUGACCAAAAUAUUACAGAAUUUCAUUUUGCAUUAAGAUGUACUACUUAUUCAUAUAAAAUGUAUAAUGUAUGGCAGAAUUUUAUUUUGUGUACUAAUUCAUAUAAAAAUUAUUUUCUUUUUAUCUACUGCUUAAUAUAAUUCACAUUUUACAAGGAGUAACUGUGAAAAAUAUAAGAUAUAUCUCAUUGACACAAAAUUUAUAUAAGUCUAGUAAACAAUACCAUUUCCUUAUAUUGUUUUAUUUUUGAAAUACAGUGACAAUUUAUCCUAACCUUUAAGUGCUGGAACCUUGCAGUCUGACCAGGCUCUAUACUGUUGGCUGACAAACUUAAAAUAUUCAAAUUGAUAUCCCUAAAAUUGAUAAUGAACAGUCCCAAAAAUGGAAUUGGGACAAGUCCAUUUAAAAUACUCAGCAGGUUAAGGGUUAAGAAUUCUGAAAAUUCAAAUUGUUAAACAUAAUAAUAUGAUAAUAAAAUCAUCAAUAGAUUCUUUUAUACAAGGCUUUUUAUUAAAGAGAUGUUUUUGUUUUGUAUAUAUGUAUGAGCCGCAUCACGACAAAACCAACAUAGUGCGUUUGCGACCAGCAUGGAUCCAGACCAGCCUGCGCAUCCGCGCAAUCUGAUCAGGAUCCAUGCUGUUUGCUUAACAACCCUUUUACAAGUAGAGAAACACUGAUUCUGAUCAGACUGCGCGGAUGGCUGGUCUGGAUCCAUGCUGGUCGCAAACGCUCUGUGUUGGUUUUGGCGUAAUGUAGCUCAUAUAUGGUAUACAGUAUAUAUAUAUUUGUAAAUAAAUAUAUUUCACAGUUCAACAAAUGUUUGUAAGGUUGUACAAAUUUGUAUAAAGAUAUAUUUAUAUUUAUUGUGUAUCUGUGAUAUUUAUUAUGAAAAUUGUACAUAAUUAUAGUUGUGUAUGUGAACAUAUAUGUAUAGUUGUAUAUGUAAACAUACGUGUAAAGUUCUGUAUGUGAACAUAUACAUAUAGUUUUGUGAGAGUUGCUUACAGUUGAUCUGUUCAUUCCGCUGUAAAUGUUAUCACAUUGAUGGAGUACAUUUCUUAAUGAUAUAAUGUUGAAAGUGAAUAUUAAAGAUAUUUUAUUGAAAAUGA
Ruditapes philippinarum (Manila clam) is the source of this 13014-nucleotide messenger RNA. RefSeq lists its product as uncharacterized. Bases 376 to 7824 code for a protein of 2482 amino acids. NCBI's taxonomy places the organism in Eukaryota, Metazoa, Mollusca, Bivalvia, Venerida, Veneridae. The transcript is spliced from 22 exons. Gene Ontology annotation, biological process: Ras protein signal transduction; positive regulation of GTPase activity. Gene Ontology annotation, cellular component: plasma membrane. The record is from RefSeq and is a predicted model, not a curated record. Gene Ontology annotation, molecular function: guanyl-nucleotide exchange factor activity.